Messenger RNA from Rhipicephalus microplus (southern cattle tick), 998 nucleotides. RefSeq lists its product as uncharacterized. Gene Ontology annotation, cellular component: membrane. Gene Ontology annotation, molecular function: ligand-gated monoatomic ion channel activity. Lineage: Eukaryota; Metazoa; Arthropoda; Arachnida; Ixodida; Ixodidae. The record is from RefSeq and is a predicted model, not a curated record.
GCUCCACCGUAUUCGCAAGCAGGUUACCGGGACGGAAAACUUUACGUCGAUGGCGUCUUCGGCCUCGUCUUGGAAGCCCUGGCUGACUUCGUUCCAUUCAGCUACGACAUCGUGUACGACCAGCGACUGUCUUUUGGAGUGCGCCUGCUCAAUGGCACUUACACGGGCAUCAUCGGGCUCAUCCAAAGCGGGGCUGCAGACCUGGCCGCUGCCCCCGUGCUCGUUCGCUACGACCGCACCGAGGUUGCGACGUAUGCGCCCGUCCUGUUCACCAGCCACUGCGUGCUCAUAGCCGUCGCAGGGGAGCCCGGCGUGAACACAUUCAGCUACUUGUUUGUGUUCGACUGGGAGGUAUGGUUAGUCCUCCUCGCCACAAUUCCGGUGGUGUCCGCGGCUCUCGCGUUCGUCGAGAAGCGAAGACCUCGCACUGGCGGCCGCUUCGUGUGGGAAAUGUAUGAGAAUGCGUGGGACAUCUUGCGUUCUUUUACCUACGAAGGACACACGGCAAAGACGACAAGCCACUGUGGUCGUCUCCUCUACUCGAUCUGGUGGCUGACCGUUCUCGUGCUGACCAAUGGUUUUGCGGGACAACUCAAAGCCAGCAUGGCCAUCAAGACAGAGCCACCACGGUUUCGUUCUGCCGACGAAGUAGUGUACCGACCAGCCAUAAGACCUAUGGUGUGGAGACACACCGUGUACGAAACUUACAUACGGACAUCCGAGAGACCAUCACUGCGAGACCUGAACCGCCAGGUACAUAGACACGAUGGUUUCGUGCCCAUCGCCGACAUGUACUCCCCAACAGCCAUGGAACAACUGUACAGCGGCCGUGCGGUCAUCGUGAGCGACCAUUACGUCACCAUGCACAUGUUGGCCAAGCAGUGCCGAUUGAGCGGAGGCAAGCUGUACGUGGCGCCGGAGGUACUCUUCUCUCGCUUCUUCACGGUGGCUCACUCGAAGCGCUUACCUCCCGGACUGGAGCGCAGGAUCCACGCUAA